GAGAAGCCUUGGUCAUCAUGCCAGCCUGUGAACGCUGGCUGCGCCUCCCAGCUUCUCGAGGUAGCCCUUUUGUGCAGACUGUCUGGGUGGCACAGGCUUGCCCCAACUGUUGCUGCUUCCCAGGGUUUCUCCGUCCGUUCACCCAGCCGUGUGUGCCCCGUGUGCUGUGGAGGGGCAUGCGUGGGACUCUGCUUCCUCCACGAUCCGACCCGGCACCCCCCUCCUCAUCCCCACCGCCCUGCCCUGACCCCCGACUCUGCCCUCCACCCUCUACACCUGAUUGUAGGCAGGAAAAAAAUACGCAGUCUGGGCUGUCAUAUCAAAAAGGCGGACCUGAGAAGCUGCCCACAAUGAAUGGCCCCGAGGAUCCCCCUGAGUCCUAUGACUUCGACCUCAUCAUCAUUGGAGGAGGCUCAGGAGGGCUGGCGGCCGCUAAGGAGGCAGCCAAAUUUGACAAGAAGGUGCUGGUCUUGGAUUUUGUCACACCAACUCCUCUUGGAACUAGAUGGGGUCUAGGAGGAACGUGUGUGAAUGUGGGGUGCAUACCUAAAAAGUUGAUGCACCAGGCAGCUUUGUUAGGACAAGCCUUGAAAGACUCACGCAACUAUGGAUGGAAAUUCGAGGACACAGUCAAGCAUGAUUGGGAGAAGAUGACAGAGUCCGUGCAGAAUCACAUCGGUUCGCUGAACUGGGGCUACCGAGUAGCUCUUCGGGAGAAGAAGGUCGUCUAUGAGAACGCCUACGGGAAAUUCAUUGGGCCUCACAAGAUUAAGGCAACAAAUAACAAAGGCAAAGAAAAAAUUUAUUCAGCAGAGCGGUUUCUCAUUGCCACUGGGGAAAGGCCACGCUACCUGGGCAUCCCUGGAGACAGAGAGUACUGCAUCAGCAGUGACGACCUUUUCUCCUUGCCUUACUGCCCGGGCAAAACCCUAGUGGUCGGAGCGUCCUACGUUGCUUUGGAAUGUGCGGGGUUUCUUGCUGGUAUCGGCUUAGAUGUCACUGUAAUGGUACGAUCCAUUCUCCUUAGAGGAUUUGACCAGGACAUGGCCAACAAAAUUGGUGAACACAUGGAAGAACACGGUGUCAAGUUUAUAAGGCAGUUCGUGCCGAUUAAAGUUGAGCAGAUUGAAGCAGGGACCCCAGGCCGACUCAGGGUAACUGCUCAGUCCACGAACAGUGAAGAGACCAUGGAAGGCGAAUUUAACACAGUGUUGCUGGCAGUAGGAAGAGAUUCAUGUACCAGAACGAUCGGCUUAGAGACAGUGGGUGUGAAGAUCAAUGAAAAGACUGGAAAAAUACCUGUCACGGAUGAAGAGCAAACCAAUGUGCCUUACAUCUAUGCUAUUGGUGACAUUCUGGAGGGAAAGCUGGAGCUGACCCCCGUGGCCAUCCAGGCCGGGAGAUUGCUGGCUCAGAGGCUGUACGGGGGCUCCACCGUCAAAUGUGAUUAUGACAACGUUCCUACAACUGUAUUUACCCCUUUGGAGUAUGGCUGUUGUGGCCUGUCUGAAGAAAAGGCUGUGGAGAAAUUUGGGGAAGAAAAUAUUGAAGUUUACCACAGCUUCUUUUGGCCAUUGGAAUGGACGGUUCCAUCCCGAGACAACAACAAAUGUUAUGCAAAAAUAAUCUGUAAUCUUCAAGACAACGAACGUGUGGUGGGCUUCCAUGUACUGGGUCCAAACGCCGGAGAGGUGACGCAGGGCUUCGCAGCUGCGCUCAAGUGCGGGCUGACCAAGCAGCAGCUGGACAGCACUAUCGGUAUCCACCCUGUCUGUGCGGAGAUAUUCACAACGUUGUCUGUGACCAAGCGUUCUGGGGGAGACAUCCUCCAGUCUGGCUGCUGAGGUUAAGCCCUGGUGUGGAUGCUGCCGCCAAGACUACAGAGCACUGCCUUGCUUUUGCCCACGUCCAGGUGAAGUUCAGGAAGGCUCUUGAGCUCUCGGCACGGGUGGCUGGGAGAAGGCUGCGGCACCACACUGGGGUCCCCUUGAUGGACAGACAGACAUUCGGCAGUGCAUCAGGAGGAUGCGUUCAUGAAGUCACCAGCCUCAAGCCCAAAGUGGUGGGCAGUGACAGAUCAGCUGUCGGAUUUGUUCAGCCAGACCUGCCCUUUAGCUUGUGUAAUCUCGUUUUCAAGCUGUCUUAUGUCAAUUCUAGUUUCCUUUUUCCUUUUUCUUUUUCUUUUCCCCCAUGGGGUCAAUGAUACUAGAGAUAGGGAAUGUUAGCAAUCAGUUUUGUCCAAAAGCAUGUCGUGGCUGGACAGCCAUCUUACUGUGUGGAAGGGGGAUUAAUUCACUUAUGAGAGCCACACACGUGUGUCCUGAGAAAGAGCAAUUGCCCUAUGACUAAAAUACACUGAGCGUUUUACUGACCUGUGUAGGUAGCAUCAUCUCUUUUAAUAAGCCAUGUGUCAGAAACGAGAAAACCACGGUCCGCUUUCUGCAAGUUUCCCUGCUAUGCCCAUUGCUGAGGCUGCCUAGGAAGGGAGGUGGCUACUUGGCCUGCCCACGUGACCUCCACGGUGGCCUUCACAGUAGUAUAGAUUGUUGCCAUCACAGAGGCUGAUGAACGGCACAUUUCUUUCUUGAUACAGUUGUUGUCCGUUGGUCUGUGUGAGCUGAGAUUGUUUGCUUUAAAAGUCUUGUUUUUGUAAGGUGGAUUUAGUUUUAAGCUUCUGUCUCCUGAGAACUACAUUCAUAGACAAGUAGCUUUUUCCAGACAUAGCACAUAAAUCUUCUGAGGUAAUUACUUUUGUAAGGAAGCUGUUCAUAACAUAAGUUAUUAUUAUUAUUAUUGAACGCAGGUGGAUGUGAAGGAUUUUCAUUGGAAAACCAAAUGGUUUUCCCUUUUUCUGUUGAACGAACCCAGCGAUUUAUCUCCUGGGUUAUGUGACUGUGAGCACGCAGGCCGAGGGCUGUGUCCACGCCAUCUCUCCCCACUUACACAGCCAUCCUGGUCCUGUAGCCCUUUUCCUUGUCCUCGCCUGCAGUACUGAGUGGUGUUUCACACUUCUGGGCCACCUCAGGGAAUGUGUGUUUGCCUAGUGUUCACCCAGGAGCACUGUCCCUGCCCCACAAGGCUCCCCCCCCCAUCCCAUCAGCUUACGUGAAAGCAAUCGGAAGAGGAGGGAAGACGGGUAUGGAGGGCGUCGCCUCUGUUCAGUUUUAUUUAUUUUUAAACAUUUUUUCACCUAAGUCUGCCAGUCUCUGAGAUUAGAAUGACAGUGUAGGGUUAACUGUACCUAAUCAUGUGAUUGUCUUAGUGGAAUGGAAUGUUCUGCCCCCACGAGAAGGAACAGUGGUCAUUGUUUGUGUUCUGUAAUCGCACAAUGUACUGUAACUCAAAUUCCAAUUCCGUGUAUUUUUGUUAAAUUUUCUGGGGAAAAAAUGUGAAACAGUAAAGGUGUUCAUACA
Messenger RNA from Phodopus roborovskii (desert hamster), 3413 nucleotides. It is a transcript of the gene Txnrd1, whose product is annotated as thioredoxin reductase 1. The coding region runs from base 18 to 1844 and encodes 608 amino acids. Gene Ontology annotation, molecular function: thioredoxin-disulfide reductase (NADPH) activity; glutathione-disulfide reductase (NADPH) activity; flavin adenine dinucleotide binding. Gene Ontology annotation, biological process: cell redox homeostasis; glutathione metabolic process; cellular response to oxidative stress. NCBI's taxonomy places the organism in Eukaryota, Metazoa, Chordata, Mammalia, Rodentia, Cricetidae. The transcript has 14 exons. Gene Ontology annotation, cellular component: cytosol; mitochondrion. The record is from RefSeq and is a predicted model, not a curated record.